AUGCAGCCAGCGCGGCGGCUGCCGGGGCCAGGGACGGCCGCCCGGAGCUCGGAGAACGCGGAGCGCGCCGCGCCCCGGCCACUGACCGAGGAUGUUCUAGUGACUGGAUCCUCUCUUGCUGGUGCCUGGGAAAUGGCUGCCACUGCUAAUUCAGCCUUGAAGACAGUCACUUGCCCACUCAACACCAUUACUUAGAAGAUCGAAUUCAAGAGGAACCACCCCACCUGGAGCCAGCCUGGGGGCAAGCCAGAGCCCCCCGACCCCCGGGAUGACUGCAGCCAGCAGGGCCAACCCCUAUAGCAUCGUGUCGUCAGAGGAGGACGGGCUGCAUCUGGUCACCAUGUCGGGUGCCAACGGCUUCGGCAACGGCAAGGUGCACACACGGCGCAGGUGCCGCAACCGCUUUGUCAAAAAGAACGGUCAGUGCAACAUCGAGUUCGCCAACAUGGACGAGAAGUCACAGCGCUACCUGGCUGACAUGUUUACCACCUGUGUGGACAUCCGCUGGCGUUACAUGCUGCUCAUCUUCUCGCUGGCCUUCCUCGCCUCCUGGCUGCUGUUCGGCAUCAUCUUCUGGGUCAUCGCCGUGGCGCAUGGUGACCUGGAGCCGGCCGAGGGCCGAGGCCGCACACCCUGCGUGAUGCAAGUCCAUGGCUUCAUGGCAGCCUUCCUGUUCUCCAUCGAGACGCAGACCACCAUCGGCUACGGGCUGCGCUGUGUGACGGAGGAGUGCCCGGUGGCCGUCUUUAUGGUGGUGGCCCAGUCCAUUGUGGGCUGCAUCAUUGACUCCUUCAUGAUCGGUGCCAUCAUGGCCAAGAUGGCGCGGCCCAAGAAGCGGGCGCAGACGCUGCUGUUCAGCCACAACGCUGUGGUGGCUCUGCGCGACGGCAAGCUCUGCCUCAUGUGGCGUGUGGGCAACCUGCGUAAGAGCCACAUCGUGGAGGCCCACGUGCGGGCGCAGCUCAUCAAGCCCCGGGUCACGGAGGAGGGCGAGUACAUCCCGCUGGACCAGAUCGACAUCGAUGUGGGCUUUGACAAGGGGCUGGACCGCAUCUUCCUAGUGUCGCCCAUCACCAUCCUGCAUGAGAUCGACGAGGCCAGCCCGCUGUUUGGCAUCAGCCGGCAGGACUUGGAGACAGACGACUUCGAGAUUGUAGUCAUCCUGGAAGGCAUGGUGGAGGCCACAGCCAUGACCACCCAGGCCCGCAGCUCCUACCUGGCCAAUGAGAUCCUGUGGGGCCACCGCUUCGAGCCUGUGCUCUUCGAGGAGAAGAACCAGUACAAGAUCGAUUACUCGCACUUCCACAAGACCUACGAGGUGCCCUCCACGCCCCGCUGCAGCGCCAAGGACCUGGUUGAGAACAAGUUUCUGCUGCCCAGCGCUGGCUCCUUCUGCUAUGAAAAUGAGCUGGCCUUCCUGAGCCGAGAUGAGGAGGACGAGGUGGAUGGAGACCAGGAUGGCCACAGUCGGGACGGCCUCAGCCCACAGGCCAGGCAUGACUUUGACAGACUCCAGGCCGGGGGCGGGGCCCUGGAGCAGCGGCCCUACAGACGGGAGUCGGAGAUCUGAGCCAGUCUUGGCCGAGGUGCAGCAUCCGCCCCCCACCAACCAGGGAGCGGCCCUGGUGUCCCUUGGGGGCCCUGGGCUUGAGCAGAGCGGGCCAGGUGCCCUGGGUUGCAGACUCAGUAGUGUUUUAGUCGUCUUACGUUUCUUCACAACGGCCUCAGAAGGUUGGCAGGAGAGUGAGGUAGCCAGAGUGUGCACCAGAGGCCGACGCAGAGGCCUCAGAGGCCGAUAUAGGCUCAGGGCAGGGAGGUGGCCUCCUGGGGGGGCCAGGCCAUGGGGGUCAGGGGCUUCUACCUGAAGAUAGAGCUGCAGCCUGAGGGGAAGUGGCCCGCUGGUGGGCCCAGCCUCUGCUGUCCAAGGCUGGCAGGCUGUGGUGCUCCUCACUGGUUUUUAACUUGGGGAGAAACACCGGGUUUCAGCAUUCUCAAUCUUAGCUUGGAUAAGACUGUUUACAAAAAAAAAAAAAGAAAAAUUAACAUGCGAUUAAAAAAUUUUUUUAAUUCGUGGGGGACAAAAAGGACAAUUAGAAUUCCAUGGGUCUGCCAGGACGCAGCAGCUGGCUGGAGGCUCCAGAAGGUUCCCAAGGUGGGACUGGCCUUUCCCCCAGGGCAGGCACGGUG
This is a messenger RNA of Carlito syrichta (Philippine tarsier), 2187 nucleotides long. It is a transcript of the gene KCNJ12, whose product is annotated as potassium voltage-gated channel subfamily J member 12. Gene Ontology annotation, cellular component: plasma membrane. Gene Ontology annotation, biological process: regulation of monoatomic ion transmembrane transport; potassium ion import across plasma membrane. NCBI's taxonomy places the organism in Eukaryota, Metazoa, Chordata, Mammalia, Primates, Tarsiidae. The transcript has 3 exons. Gene Ontology annotation, molecular function: inward rectifier potassium channel activity. The record is from RefSeq and is a predicted model, not a curated record. Bases 269 to 1570 code for a protein of 433 amino acids.